AUGGAGAUCGAUGCCUUCGAUGUUCUUCCUCGUGAUAUGGUGGUGGAAAUUCUUGCUUCGGUCGCCGCCAACUCGAUGGACGAUUUCUUCAAUGCAAAAAUAAGUUGCAAAAUCUUUAAUAAAUUAGGUGAAGAAGAUUACGUUUAUCAACAAAUAUCAUUCGACAAAAUUUCAAAAAUACUAUGGUGGCAUCCCGAAGAAGGCAAAGCCUUCAUUCAGAGGUGCAUCAAAUGCAAUAAUCCGGAGGCCUUGUACACGCAAGGACUAUAUGAGUGUGUAAGCCUCGUGAAGGUUGAGCUAGGAAUGGAGCUAUUGAAGAGGGCAGCACAGAUUGGGCCCGUUGGAGCUUCCUAUGUUGUCGGGCUCCUCCUCGUCUGCGAGGGUGGUGAGUUAAAGAAGGAAGGAGUCCGACUGUUGAGACAAGUCUACGCAAGUGGGCGAGUAGUGGAAUGCCGCAAGAAAUACAUUGACGUCGUGCGCGACAUGUGGUGGAACAACGUGGCUAUCUUCGGAGGAGAGCCUCCUCGCUACGACCGUCGGGUGCAAAACGAGCACUGCAAGAGGAGAGGAUGGGUGCGCGACAUCGACCACUAUGACAACACCGAAUGCGAACAGUGCAUUUGCCGAUCAGAGAUAGAGAUCCUUUAUAAGUAUGGCGGACGCCCGUAA
Messenger RNA from Rhodamnia argentea, 669 nucleotides. Its product is annotated as putative F-box protein At1g67623. Lineage: Eukaryota; Viridiplantae; Streptophyta; Magnoliopsida; Myrtales; Myrtaceae. The transcript has 3 exons. Bases 1 to 669 code for a protein of 222 amino acids. The record is from RefSeq and is a predicted model, not a curated record.